Halichondria panicea is the source of this 1225-nucleotide messenger RNA. RefSeq lists its product as uncharacterized. The transcript has 6 exons. Gene Ontology annotation, cellular component: mitochondrial inner membrane. The record is from RefSeq and is a predicted model, not a curated record. Gene Ontology annotation, molecular function: nucleotide transmembrane transporter activity. Bases 155 to 1138 code for a protein of 327 amino acids. Lineage: Eukaryota; Metazoa; Porifera; Demospongiae; Suberitida; Halichondriidae. Gene Ontology annotation, biological process: transmembrane transport; adenine nucleotide transport.
CACUCCAGCGUGGUGCUGACUAGACACAGUAGAGCUAUAGUAAGGCAUAGAUGUAGAGGAAGGUACGUACAGAGGAUGAGAUGACACAACCAAGCUAUGAGAGUAUAUCUUAAGGAGGUGGUGUUGUGAGUCUAUUAGAUACUGCUGGUGUGUGAUGGCUGCUGCUACUGGGGCUAGUGAAGGCAGUGUAUAUGACAAGCUCACUACCUCACAACUCAAGCACCUUAUAGCUGGGGGAGUGGCAGGGGGCGUGUCCCGUACCUCUGUCUCCCCUUUGGAGAGAAUGAAGAUCCUCUAUCAGAUCCAGGUGGAGAGUGUACAAGAGCAGCGGAGGUUCAAUGGACUAGCCUCAGCACUGGCAAGGAUAGGACGUGAGGAAGGGAUGGUUGGUUACUUCAAGGGCAAUGGGACCAACGUGGUGCGUAUUGUACCUUAUGCUGCUGUACAGUUUGCUGCCUACGAGGAGUUUAAGAAAUUGUUGGGUGUUCCUGAGGACCCGCGUAAGCAGAGGCCACUCAAGCGUCUGUGUGCUGGUGCCCUAGCUGGCCUCACUUCAGUCACAGCCACUUAUCCACUGGACCUCAUCAGAACAAGACUCAGUGCUCAGAUAGAGAGCCACCAACACAGGAAAUACAAGAGUAUUCGUCAUGCCUUCCAGACAAUUCUAAAAGAGGAGGGUGGUUUCUGGAGCUUGUAUCGUGGCAUCUUCCCUACUCUCACUGGGAUAGCACCUUAUGUGGGUCUCAACUUUGCCUGUUAUGAAACCCUCAAAGGUUAUGUGCUAUCAUACUUGUUGGAUGAGACUGAUCAUCGUGACCAAGUCGUGUUGGAUGAUGAGUUGCCAGUCCAGUGGAAGCUCAUGUGUGGAGGGCUCUCUGGGGCCAUAGCUCAGUCAGUGACCUACCCACUGGAUGUUUUGAGACGCCGCAUGCAAAUGAGUGGGUUUGACUCGCAACGUUAUCCCUAUAAAAACUCUUUCCAUGCUAUCAGCACAAUGUACAAGACGGAGGGGAUGAGAGGAUUCUACAAAGGCAUGCUCCCUAACCUGCUCAAAGUGGCCCCUCUGGUGGCCAUCACCUUUGCCACGUAUGAGUUCACUAAAGCAAGACUGUUUGGUGUUCCAUUGAACUGGAGAUAACAUUUCAUUCAAUUUACUUUAUAACAAUAAUUAUUAUUAUGAAUCAUGUUUCACGUUUGUACAAUAAUUUAUUUACGUAACAAUUGA